Messenger RNA from Amoebophrya sp. A120, 2600 nucleotides. The record is from the annotation of a GenBank genome assembly. Lineage: Eukaryota; Dinophyceae; Syndiniales; Amoebophryaceae.
GAAAAGUCUUGACUAUAAGUACUUGCUUUGCAGGCUCCGGCUGCGGCGCAAGAUAUCCGGCGUGUGAUUUUCUAUGCCAAUUUUCAUUGUAUGAACUCAACUAUCAAAAAAUAUGAAUUCCCGCAGUCCACCUUGAAGAACGAAUCCGGGAGCUCGCACUCGCGAUUCACGAAUUUGGAGAACUCAUAAGAAGCAGUAAACAUCAAUAAAAUACGCGCACGCUAUCUAGCGUUCUUACACAGGACCUGAAUCUUCUUGUCAAAAAUCAAGGAAACGAUACUAAGCCCACGCUGGCUCCUCUUGCUACACAGUGCGGCGCCAGAAGUCUCUUGGUCUUCUUAUUUUCGAGAAAAUAGAAAUACGAUUGAACUCAGGAAUCAGACAUACGAAAUCGCCCGUGCUUGCUUUUCACAUUAAAGGCUUGCACAGGAUGUCGUUGUCCUUCGGUCUCCCGCGGGACUCACGGUCGCCCUCUGCCGCUCUGCGGUUCACCACGGUCCGCUCCGUCGUCACCGUGAUGAUGUGUGUCAUGAUCCAGCAAGGCCACGUGGACGCAAAGCUGCUGAAGGUAAAGACCAAGCUGAAGUCCUCGACGACGUCGGAGACUCUCAGGACUCUCGUCAAUGCGGCCUCCGACGGCGCCCAGUUCGUGGGUUGGAACUACUGGACCAACAAGAAAGUCCCAUUGGGUUGCGCGUGUCUGUAUGGCACUCUCCAGUAUGGAUGCGGGGUUCCCGCCUGGCCGGCGUGCUUGGCUGCCGGCGUCAGCGCGACCGGUGCGAAGAUGGUACAUGAUGUUAUUGCACGGUGUGCAUCUUCUUAGUACUCACAUGAAAUAGGAAAGUAGAUGAGUGACGAAGGAAGUAUGAGAGGAUCUUCGCUAUGUUCACAUCGCGGAACAAACAUUAGCUGUGCAUCAACUGCUCGCAAAGCUGGCCGCCACUGUGUAGAACGAGACCAAGCACGACGAUGUAGUUGUAGCAAGAUCGGUAUAGAUUCAUAUGUUUACUGGGUGCAACAACCGACCAAACACACGCACAAUGUCGCAACGAUACUAUAUCAGUGCGGCUGACUUACGGUCCUGCGGAACUGGACAUGAUGAUCGUUGCUGUAAAUAUCAUAGGGCUCCUUCUUGCGCUCUAGUGAAAAACAAUUGUCCGCAAAAGUGGUCGUGAGUCUGCGAAGCCUUUUUAUUCAACCUGGUGAAAGACGUUGCGGUUCGCUUGUAUAUGUAUUGUUGGAGAAGCAUGAGUAGAGUCAGACAUACGUAGUCGUAGACGAACUACGACGACGUCGACACACAGACACUAGGGCCAACGGCACGAGUGUCGCUCCGAUAGCGCUUUCUUGCGCACGUAGUGGCUUUUUCAGUGUCACAAACUAUAAAACCAAUUCAGGCGACCGAGCAUUGCAUCAGACCGGGUUCGGAGGUCAGGUGCACUUUCGUUAACAGGUAUCCCUGUCUGAAAGGCCACCCCAAAUUCUUGUGCCAACUACCAAUGCAGCUGCAGCAGGGUCACAGAUGAGUGAGUGAUACAUUGCUGAGGUUUUUCAUCGAAGUCGCAGGCGUUUUUUUUCUGUUGUCGUGGUCGACCUGCUGGUAUUGGUAAAGAGGUGCCCAGCUCUCUACGUCAUCAGUGUUGAUGCUCCAUUCUUUCUGUUCGACCUGAACAAUAAGUUCGGUUCUUUGGCAAAAAAAUCGCUGAAGCUCAGCAGACAAAUUAGCACUGGAACUCGAACUUCAGGACGAAGCGUGAAUGUAUAAGUAGCUGAGAAUCAGCGUCAGGCGAUCUUCUAGGUCACGUGUCAAGGCGUUUCCGCUUAUCGACAUCGACAUUUCGCUGGAUAAUUCCAAUUUGAGAAUGCACAUGCUAAAUCUACAGGGUGGGUCUUUUCGUUUUCAUACCAUUAAGCAACGGGGCCAGCACUUGUCGGUACGUGCGGAGAACGAGGACGAUCGGCGAAGCGGGUCCUUGCGAGUUGGAAGCAGCACUGGCGUGAGUGCCGAGAUGGGCUGGGACGCAACGGGUAAGUUUUUCGCUGGAGUCACCCCGUUGACUGGAGGGGAACCCGGGUAUGCUCCGGAGCAGCAGGACAUGGGAGGAGCCGGUGAACAAGAGCAGUCGCGUCGGUCGAGGUCCCCGCCUGGUGUGGACCUACAAUUUCGCCCGGGAGCGAAGAAACCCCGGAGUGGGUCGCCGAGCCCGCGGAUUCAUUCGAGUGCGGAGUAUAGCUCGUCCGGGAACCAUGAAGAUGAUGGACCGAAAAUUGAGGAAGUGCCGGAUUCCGACGAAGAGCUUCCCCGAAGCACGGAUCAUCAGGGUUAUCAGGAGCAGCCAGGUGUCGCUGGUUCCUACCCUGUGACCACGGAGCACCCGGCGUACCUUAAUGCUAAUGGUGUUCCGACGGGCCAGCCGUAUCCGGACAAGGAAACCGGUAGUCCGGGAUCCUCGAACGCCGAUAUUUUCGGCGGGGCCGGUGGCUUCCUCGGGCGGGUCGGGGGCGCGGCUACCGCGGCUGCUUCCGCGCCGGUGGAUCCGGCAGGGUGGCCGCACGACGCUGAAGCGGCUGCUGGAGCUGGAAUGAGCGUCGACGCAUAG